Molecule: messenger RNA, 3530 nt
Organism: Salpingoeca rosetta
Lineage: Eukaryota; Choanoflagellata; Craspedida; Salpingoecidae
Product: response regulator receiver protein
Exons: 12
Coding region: 1-2742 (913 amino acids)
Biological process (GO): protein dephosphorylation
Molecular function (GO): protein tyrosine phosphatase activity
Source: RefSeq, a predicted model, not a curated record
AUGGAGCUCUUGCUCAUCGUGGGCGUGCUGAUGGUCGCGGCGACUGUCAUGCUCGUCAAGUACGCGCGCAACCUGCAAGCGGAUGAUGACGCCAAUGCCGGCAAGGGCAAGCGCAAGGGCGCCAACAACAAGAAGAAGGCCCGCCGCGCCGCCCUUCUCCAGCAGGAAGCCCAGGCGCGCGCACAGCAACAGCAACAGCAGCAGCAGCAGAAGACCAAGUCGUCGCCCUCUUCCUCUUCCAGCACCAGCAAGAAGCCCAAGCUGAGCGAGGAAGAGCGCCAGCGCCGCCGUGAAGAGCGCGAGCGCCUGCUCCGCCAGCAAGAAAAGGCAUUCGAGGAGAAGCAGCGACGCGCUGCCCUCGCUGCACAACAGGAGCGCGAGCGCCAAGCUGCCCAGCUCGCCGCACAGCAGAAGAAGCACGCAAAGCAGAUGGCCGAAAAGCAGGCAGCCGAGAAGAAGAAGCGCGAGGAGAAAAUCAAGGCUGAGCGUCGGCAGCAGGAAGCCCUUCGCAAGCAGCGCGAGCAACGCCACAAGGAAGCUCUGAAGGAGGAGCAGCUGGCAAAGGAGCGCCGCGAGAAGGCGCAGCGUGAGCUUGAGCAGCAGCAACGCGCGGCAGAGGAGAAGCGCAAGGAGAAGGAGGCAAAGCGCGAGCAGAUGGAGCGCGAGCUGGUGGCGAAGGAGAUUGAGAGGAUGAAGGCGGCCAAGGAGCGCGCGGAGCGGCUGAAGGAGGAGCGCAAGCGCCGCGAAGAGAUGGAGCGCCAGAAGCAGGAGGAGCAGGCGCGCAAGCGCCGCGAGGAGAUGGAGAGGCGGUUCCGCGAGAUGGAGAAGAAGGCUGAGGAGGAGAAGCAGCGCAUGCGCGAGGAAGAGGAGAAGAAGCGCGCAGAGAAGAAGGAAAAGCAGGCCGCGGAGAAGAAGAAGAAGGAAGAGAAGCAACGCAAGGCAAAGGAGGCAGCCGAAAAGAAGGCGAAGGAGGAAGCAGAACGCAAGGCGAAGGAGGAGGCUGAGAAGGCUGAGGCUGAGCGCAAGGCAAAGGAGGAAGCUGAGAAGGCUGAGGCAGAGCGCAAGGCAAAGGAGGAGGCAGAGAAGGCCGAGGCUGAGCGCAAGGCAAAGGAGGAGGCAGAGAAGGCUGAGGCAGAGCGCAAGGCAAAGGAAGAGGCAGAGAAGGCUGAGGCCGAGAAGAAGGCAGAGAAGGCCGAGGCUGAGCGCAAGGCAAAGGAGGAGGCAGAGAAGGCUGAGGCAGAGCGCAAGGCAAAGGAAGAGGCAGAGAAGGCUGAGGCCGAGAAGAAGGCAAAGGAGGAGGCUGAGAAGGCUGAGGCAGAGCGCAAGGCAAAGGAGGAGGCUGAGAAGGCCGAGGCAGAGCGCAAGGCAAAGGAAGAAGCAGAGAAGGCGGCUGAGGCUGAGCGCAAGGCAAAGGAGGAGGCUGAGAAGGCUGAGGCAGAGCGCAAGGCAAAGGAAGAAGCAGAGAAGGCGGCUGAGGCUGAGCGCAAGGCAAAGGAGGAGGCUGAGAAGGCCGAGGCAGAGCGCAAGGCAAAGGAGGAGGCAGAGAAGGCCGAGGCAGAGCGCAAGGCAAAGGAAGAAGCAGAGAAGGCGGCUGAGGCUGAGCGCAAGGCAAAGGAGGAGGCAGAGAAGGCUGAGGCAGAGCGCAAGGCAAAGGAGGAGGCUGAGAAGGCUGAGGCAGAGCGCAAGGCAAAGGAGGAGGCAGAGAAGGCCGAGGCAGAGCGCAAGGCAAAGGAGGAGGCUGAGAAGGCUGAGGCAGAGCGCAAGGCAAAGGAAGAAGCAGACAAGGCUGAGGCCGAGGUAGCCCGAAAGCCCAUUGACCUGAUGUCCGUGCUGAGGAGCAUCAAGGAAGUGGAGGAGGACCUGAAGAACCCGAGCGGCCUGGCCAUGCAGCACCGCAGGUUGCCACGUCCAGACAAUGAACGCCUGCGCGAAAUCGUGAUGAACCCAGCCUUCAAGAGACGCAACCGUUACAGUGAUAUCGCGCCCUAUCCUGAGACUCGGGUGAAGCUGACCCCGGCACCGCACAACGACCACCUCGACUACAUCAACGCCAACCACGUUCCCGGCUACAACAACCUCAAGUACAUCUGCGCCCAGGGACCUCUCCAGCACACUGCUCACCACUUCUGGCAGAUGGUGUGGGAGCAGAAUGCCAACCUGGUGGUGAUGGUGACCAAGUUUGCUGAGCGCGGCCGCCGCAAGUGCGACGUGUAUCUGCCCACGCUCAUGCACCCGCGCAUGCGCGACCCAGACGAGAGCGACGAGGAGGAAGAGAGCGUGGAGAACUUUGGCCCUUACCGCGUGCGCCUUGUGGAGGAAACGGACAACGAGGCGUUCGUCAUGCGCAGCCUUGAACUGACCCACGAGGGCGAGACUCGCACAAUCUCGCACAUGCAGUUUGUCGAUUGGCCUGAUCACGGCCGCCCGGACACCGUGGAGUCGAUGAUCAACUUCAGGAACCUGAUGCGUCAGGAGAUGGAGGAGAUUGGGCUUGAGCGCCCCGUGGUUGUGCACUGCUCUGCCGGUGUCGGCCGCACGGGAACGCUGAUUGCGCUCGACACAAUGAUGGCAGCACUCGAUGCAGAUGAUCACGCCACGGCCACGGAGCUGUUUGACCUCAUCUCCAGCAUGCGCGAGCACCGCCUCAUCCUCGUCCAGAGCGCGGAGCAAUACGUGUUCCUGCACGAGUGCCUGCGCCACCUGUUGCGUGAGAAGGUUAAGGCCCUCAUGAGCAGCCAAUAAGGUGUCCUGGACGCGACACCGAUACGUUUGACGCGAAGCUUCCCAUUUGUCUUUGCUGUUUUUUCCUCGUCUCAUAUCAGCUAGCUGCAUGAGCUUUCCUUCUCUCUUCAAGCUAUUCUCCGCCUCCCCACCCACCACUUCUGUUUCACUGUUCCUCUGUUAGUUCUUCUUGUCCCCGUUCACAAGAUGCGCUCCCAGCUAUUGUGUGCCAUGAAGCUGCAUGCGUGUGCGCCAUCAAAAGCCGCCACCCGCCUUCAUUCGCUCACAACUACACCCACACACACACACGCACACACACACACACACUGUGUCUGUGGAAUGCUUGGAGCGGCUGUUAUUCAGUGUCUGCUGUUCUUUCCUCCCGCGUGCAGUUCCCCCCUCCCCUAACCCCCUGCUUGCUUCUCGUCACACUCUCCUCAAACAGUCUCUGUCCCACCACCUUCUUUCAAUCCACAACAUGUCUGUGUGCGUCCUGUUUUCGCUGUUUGUGUUGGGUCUGCUUUCUCCUCUUGACACUCGCGUCAAACACGACAUCAACAACACCAGCAGCAUCGCUGUUUGUUGUUUAUGAUUAAGACGUGACCUGCGAUGCGUGCGCUGUGGCGUGCUCUCGCAGCAAGUAGAUCACUCUUUUCGAGUCACACGAUGAAAACAAGCACGAAGGUGGGCAGAUACAACAGGGGCGUGCGGGGAGCUGCGCAACCCUCUCAGGGAAAGGGAGGAGGCAGCGAGAACCAUUGCAUGAACAACGUCAAUGUGGAGCGGACGAUACAGAAGUAAACGUUGAC